UCAAUGCCCUGGCCACUCACUUUCUGAUGUUGCACGACGGGAAAUGCUUUGAAUACUUGCGACAUGGCUGCGCGCAUUGAUUGCCAAGAUUGACAGCAGCUCUACCCAUCGUCUUCUCUUGUCUGAGAGAGAGAGAGUGAGAGAGAGAGAGAGUGAGAUAAAGAACAGAUAGGCGAACAACAAAAGGUACUUGUAGUUUUGGACAGCUGAACUUCACAGAGAGUGUGCGGGAUCUCCUCAUAUGGCCCCGUGUGAGCAGACUUAAGUUUUCGCUCAACAGAUAGCCCCAGUGAUCAUUUUCUACAAAGUAUAGCCGAGUCUAGCUGUCUUUACGCACGGGAAAGGACGCACAAUUAUCUUCUCCCCGGCUGAGAUCAUCAAGGAGUAAUCUGCGAGUGGAUCUCGGGGUGACUUGAGGUUUUUGCAAGACUGAGAAAGACAGCAUUUCCCACCUGGACUCAGCAUAAGAUAUAGACUCGCUGAAGCUGAUGUGCCAGUCAUUUACAUGAAUUCAAAAUCAACCUACCAGUGAUCGCUGGAAGCUGGGGAUUGAGUCUUUCAGUUUUUAACCCCACACGCUGACAUGGAGGGCUUUCUUCGUAGCAGCUUUUUACUGAGCAGAGUCAUGUCUUCCAAGCAAGCCACGUCUCCUUUUGCCUCUGUGGUUGAUGGAGAUGACGCCAUAAGCCAGGAGCACUUGUCUUGGGAGAAAGAGGAGAGUGCUGAGGCCCAUUGCACACCACAGCUGCCGCUGCACAGCCUGCUCCAUGGAAAAGCCCACCCCGAUGAAAUGCAGCCGCUAAGCAGUGUGCCAGAGAGUGACUGGGACAGCCUGGUGUCAGCCCAACAGCGUAUGGAAUCUGACAGCAAUAAAGUAUGUUCCCUCUACUCCUUCCGGAACAAUUCCACUUCCCCGCACAAGCCUGAGGAGGGGGCCCGGGAGCGAAGUGACCUGCUGAGCGGAUCAGCGUUUGGAACUCCUGAGCGCCGCAAAGGAAGCCUGGCAGACGUAGUGGACACGCUGAAGCAGAAGAAGCUGGAGGAGAUGACAAAGACAGAGCAAGACGAAUCCUGCAUGGAGAAACUACUUUCUAAAGACUGGAAAGAGAAGAUGGAGAGGCUCAACACCAGCGAACUUCUGGCAGAAGUUAAAGGUACUCCAGAGAGCCUGGCAGAAAAGGAACGCCAGCUCUCCACAAUGAUCACCCAGCUGAUCAGCCUGCGAGAGCAGCUUCUGGCUGCCCACGACGAACAGAAGAAGCUCGCUGCCUCACAGAUGGAGAAACAGAGGCAGCAAAUGGAGUUAGCUCGUCAGCAGCAGGAGCAGAUUGCAAGACAACAGCAGCAGCUUCUACAGCAGCAGCACAAAAUCAACCUCCUCCAGCAGCAGAUCCAGGUCCAGGGUCACAUGCCUCCGCUCAUGAUCCCCAUUUUUCCACACGACCAACGCACUCUGGCAGCAGCAGCCGCCGCCCAGCAAGGCUUUCUCUUCCCUCCGGGAAUGUCUUAUAAGCCAGGUGAUAACUACCCGGUGCAGUUCAUUCCAUCCUCAAUGGCAGCUGCAGCAGCGUCAGGACUCAGCCCCCUCCAGCUUCAGCAACUGUAUGCCGCCCAGCUUGCCAGCAUGCAGGUCUCUCCUGGAGCCAAGAUGCCUCCACUCCCCCAGCCCCUCAAUGCGAGUGGGCCCAUUUCUCCCUCCUCUCUGAAGAAUGACAAGAGUUCCUCCAGCCCCAUCACUCAAGUCAAGGAGGAAGGAACACAGCCGCUCAACCUUUCUGCUCGGCCAAAGACGACGGAACUGGUCAAAUCCCCGACAUCACCAACACAAAACCUGUUCCCCGGCUGUAAAAGCAGCCCAAACAGUCUUGUCAGCAAGGGUGGUAUCCCCAGCCCACUCGGAGGCGGCCUGGGUCGAGGCUCCUCUCUGGACAUCCUGUCCAGCCUAAACUCUACCGCAUUGUUCGGGGACCAGGACACGGUGAUGAAGGCCAUCCAGGAGGCUCGUAAAAUGAGGGAGCAGAUCCAGAGGGAACAGCUGCAACACCACCAGCAGGGCAUGGAGGCAAAGCUGUCCGCCCUCAGUUCAGUGGGCCUCAACAACUGCAGAGUUGACAAGGAAAGGGCGCAUUUUGAGAGCAUUGGGCACCACCUCGGCAAGCUGGGUGAGGAAGGAAAGAUUGGCCACAGAGUUAUUGACCUCACCAGGCCAGAGGACCUUGAUGGAGGUGCUGGAUCUACUGAGGCACGCGUCUUCAGGGAAUCCCGAGGAAGGAACAACAACGAGCCCCACAUUAAAAGGCCAAUGAAUGCAUUCAUGGUGUGGGCCAAGGAUGAGCGGCGCAAAAUCCUCCAGGCUUUCCCCGACAUGCACAAUUCCAACAUAAGCAAGAUUUUAGGUUCUCGGUGGAAGUCCAUGUCCAACCAGGACAAGCAGCCAUACUACGAGGAGCAGGCCCGUCUGAGUAAGCUUCACCUAGAGAAGUACCCAAACUACAAGUACAAGCCACGGCCCAAGAGGACCUGCAUUAUUGACGGAAAAAAACUUCGCAUAGGAGAAUACAAGCAAAUGAUGCGCUCACGGCGACAAGAGAUGAGGCAGUUCUUCACUGUGGGGCAGCCACCACAGAUUCCCAUCACCACCAGCGCCAGCAUGGUCUAUCCCGGGGCCAUCACCAUGGCGACUACUACACCCUCACCUCAGAUGACAUCAGAGUGCUCGAGUGCCUCAGCGAGUCCCGAGCCAUCCAUUCCUGUCAUUCAGAGCACCUACAACAUGAAGCUGGAGCCCAAUACCAUAGCAAACAACAGUGAGCCCGUCAAUGGCGAGGAUGAGAUGGACAUGUACGAGGAUUUUGAGGAUGAGCCGAAAUCAGACUAUAGUAGUGAAAAUGAGACACAAGAGCCAGUCAGCGCCAACUGAGGCCUCUUUAAUCGAAGAGGCCAACGCAGACACAACAGUCAUUCAGGAGGACGCCCGGGGGCUGGUCUGAUCUGAGGGAGGGAAAGAGCAAAAGAGAACAAAACUACACCACAAAGGUUUAAAAAAAAAAAGAAAAAAAAAGAAAAAAAAGAAAUGAUGAUAUAUCAUUUAUGAGCCAGCAUGCAGAUGUGGCUUCAUCAGAAUCAAAAGCUAUUUGGUCUUAAGUGUUUCUUCAAGUGUGUGAAGCAGUUUGGUUGUGGUAAUUAUGAUUUUUUUUAAUCUCAUUGUUUAUUUUUUCAUUGUGAUCAUGGACAUUUAAACAAUAUGGUUAUUGCCUAGAACAAAAGAUGGAACUUGAAAUUGAGCAUUUGAUAUGAACCUAUAAUUCUUACAGUCAUUUACCGUGUUUUUCUCUUCAAUUAGAUGAUUUUGAUAUAUUACAUAACUGUUCAAGAUGGGAAUAAUAUUCUCACUCAGGUAUAGUGUGCCAGCCAACAGCUUGUGAAUGUUUUUAAUCAAGAGUAAAAUAUUACCAGUACAAAAUAUCUCAAAAUUCACAUGGAGUGAUUCCAACGUAUUGCAGAGGCAAAGUAACACAUUAUCAUUAUUAUUAUUAUUAUUAUUAUUAUUAUUAUUAUUAUUAUUAUUAUUAUUAUUAUUUGUGGGGUUUUUGUUAUUGUUAUUACACAAACUGCAUAAUUUAGUGCAGAAGUGCCAAACAUUUCAAGUUGUUUCUAAAUUCUGUUAAGUGUUUUGGGAGAGGCUUUGUGAGUCUUAGACAAUCUCUUGAUCUCUUAAUGCAGCUUCAUUAUCCAGUCUUUCUCUAAUUUACCCUAACAAAAUAAACAAAUAAAACUCAGGAACUUGUAGGCAGCAGGCUCUUCAGGAGGUUAUGUGACAUCUUUGGGUGGUAGCUUGUAAUGCUAGCUGUUCUCUGGGGAGCCCAAUGCAGUGAUCAUCGAUGAAACUGGCCAGCCCUUUCAUUUCCUUAUCCCGGCCCACAUUGGACUGCCCAGUGCUGUGGCAUCCUUCACUCAUUUCCAGUUCUACAACCCAGUUUGACUCACCAAGUUCUUAAUCUGAGUGAUUGUAAUCAGGCCAGAACGCUGAAGGGCCAAAGGCCUCCAAUCUGUGGGAUUGGAACAGCAGCAAAAGGCAGCUUUGGGGGCAUUAUAAUCUCAAAUUGAUGUUGUACAAUGUGUAGCAACAGUACAUUCUGUUAAACGCUUUAGCCCCAUUUGGAAGGGAAGUUUAAAGUCUUAGGUCUUAGAACGUCAUUUUUUCCAAUCUUAAUUCUUUUUAGACAUUGUAAAUCUUAAAGUGACACUAAGAAGUCUUAAAGUAGAGCACGGUCAUUGGGUUGAUGCAAUGAGUUGAUUACUGCAGUAGUCUUAAGAGGAGUGGCAGUUUAUGAGUAUAUUUCUAAACAGAAAAAGGCUAAAAUCAUAUGUUUGUUUCUUAAACUACCCUGUCAUGUACACAUGACAAAGGCAACUUAAAACACUGAUUUUUGCAAUAGUGCACUUAUGCAAAUUCUCAUUAUGUCACCUUUGAGCCUUAUUUUGUUCUUUUUAACAAUCUUAUCAGCUUUUUGGAACACACUUAUCUCUUACAUUUAAAAAGACACACGCGUGCAAUGACUCCGACACAAGGGGCACAAAUUCUUUAUCCUAUUUUCAGCUAAAAAGAUGACAAGCGUUGACCUUCUUGAGACUGCAGAUAGAUAAAGCUCCUCACAUGGGCAAGGCCUUGAUUUUGAGACUCAGAUCCUCUUUACAGGGCAGAAGGUCUAAGUGGCUCCCCUCCCUGCCAUGCCCUGCUCUGACCCCUGCCCGUAGCAACCUCAGCACCCAGGGGGCGCCAUCUGGCUCAGAGAAGGAGAAAACACCAGGGAAGGGUGAGAAACAAUAAAAAUGGGGUGUGUGUCCCUCAUUGUGCUCUCCAUCAAAGUGCUGGAAGUAAGGCCUCAACAGGGCUCCCACCCAGGCCCAAUCACCAGGCACUGGCGAGCAGAUGGAACAAGUACAUCAAGCUGUGGGGGAUUAUUAAAAUGACUGACGACUGGGUAUCAUCUGAAAUACAGCAUUAUUAAUGCAUGAGUCCAGCUAUUCCCCUCCCUUGCCCUUGAACCUGUCCAUUUCAGAAAACGCGCAGAGCUUUUUGAAGGAUCUAAAUGGCUGGUCACUGGCUUUAACUGGUCAAGAUCCCCACUGCUGGUCACUGCAUUUUCUCCUAACUAAUUGGUACAGAUGGCUCUUUAUAUCUCUUUAGUACUCUUAACUCGUGUACUCUUAUUGUCAGUACCCAUUUAUCGCAGGCUUGCAUUGUUUCUACUUUUGGAAGCAUUUAUAUUAAGUCUUUUAGGUUUUUUUAACCGCAUUAAUAAUUCCUUUUUUUUCUUUUCAUCACAUCUUUUCUACAUUGUUCUCAUUUUGAGGUACAAAUUAUUUCAAGGAUGCUCUCCUACAAACAACCCAAGUGGAUUUCCCUCAAAGUCAACCUGUUUUUGCUCCUGUUUGCUGGUGGUUAGAUUGAUUUGUAUGUGAUUGUAAAUAUUUUCAUGACCAUGCCACACAGAUUUAGUGGGCUGGUACUUAAAAAGGACUUCACGGAACUGAAACUUGACUGUGCUUAUACAGCGAAAAAAAAAAGACAAAAAAAAGACAAAAAAAGAAAGAAAAAAAUGACAAACAAGAACUCACGAGGAGACAAUGUUUCAUAAGUGUUAUAAGCACUGGAUAUAAAUUGUAUUUUUAUCAAUUCUGAUUAAUGUGAAGCUGUUUGAGGAAAAACACCAUGAAUUAACAAAAUUCUCCAGUUGGACUCAAGUGGGUUUGCUCUCACAGUUGCCAGAUUUUAGUCAUUUUUUUUGUCUACUUAUUUUGUUUAUUUAUGCAAAGACACAUGUGAUGAAUGAACACUUUGUUUAAGCUUCAGGGCUGCCUAGGGGAGAGACUCGGCACAAGAAAGUGAGCAGAAAAUUCAACAGCAGGCUUGGUUAGCCGUGAAACACCAGACUUCAGACUUCAGUGCAUUGCAUAUUGUUUUUGAAACUGUAGAGUAUCAACAUAUUGUAUUUAUUAUUAGCCACUGCUGGCUCUAAAAUUGUCAGUAAAAAAAAAAAACAACAAAUGGACAAUCAGAGAAAUAGAAAAAAAAAAAACAUGUUUGAUGAA
This is a messenger RNA of Thunnus maccoyii (southern bluefin tuna), 6096 nucleotides long. It is a transcript of the gene sox6, whose product is annotated as SRY-box transcription factor 6. Gene Ontology annotation, molecular function: DNA-binding transcription factor activity, RNA polymerase II-specific; RNA polymerase II cis-regulatory region sequence-specific DNA binding. The transcript is spliced from 18 exons. Bases 584 to 2920 code for a protein of 778 amino acids. NCBI's taxonomy places the organism in Eukaryota, Metazoa, Chordata, Actinopteri, Scombriformes, Scombridae. Gene Ontology annotation, biological process: central nervous system development; regulation of transcription by RNA polymerase II; cell fate commitment. The record is from RefSeq and is a predicted model, not a curated record. Gene Ontology annotation, cellular component: nucleus.